Molecule: messenger RNA, 5769 nt
Organism: Iphiclides podalirius (scarce swallowtail)
Lineage: Eukaryota; Metazoa; Arthropoda; Insecta; Lepidoptera; Papilionidae
Source: the annotation of a GenBank genome assembly
AUGCCCGGAGAACGGAAGAGGAUGCCUUACUACGGCUAUAGGGAAGAAGAUCCAGGCUCGGAAUCAAGUGGGGGCUGCUCGGAAUCGGAAGGGGGCAAUUCGGACUCAGAAGGGGGCUUGAGCACGGAGAGCACAAGCGGCCAGGGGCUACCGUUCCCCGGGUUCACGCCCGUAGCCCUCCGCUACCUGACCCAAGAGACGCGGCCAAGAAGCUGGUGUCUGAAGCUCAUCACAAACCCAUGGUUCGAGCGAAUAUCAAUGCUGGUGAUACUGCUGAACUGUGUGACACUGGGAAUGUAUCAACCAUGCGUCGACGACCAGUGUGUCACGAACAGAUGCAAAAUUUUACAGGUAUUUGACGACAUCAUAUUCGCGUUUUUCACGCUAGAAAUGACAAUUAAAAUGGUUGCAAUGGGCGUGUACGGCCAUGGCACUUACCUCGCUGACUCAUGGAAUAGACUAGACUUCUUCAUUGUAAUGGCGGGGGCUGUGGAAUACACGCUAAAUGUGGAAAAUAUAAAUUUCUCGGCAAUAAGGACAAUCCGAGUUCUGCGACCACUAAGGGCGAUCAACAGAAUUCCGAGCAUGCGAAUCUUGGUGAUGCUACUCUUGGACACGUUGCCUAUGCUCGGUAAUGUUCUGUUGCUCUGCUUCUUCGUAUUCUUCAUUUUCGGUAUAGUCGGCGUUCAGCUGUGGGCGGGCAUACUACGCCAGCGUUGCGAGUUGGUCUUACCACCGAACGUCCUGCGCCCAAACAUAUCGUUUCACUACGAGUUCUCCAAAGAGUUGGACUAUAUUUGCACAACACCUGGAGACAGCGGCAUGCAUCAAUGCGGUAACUUCCCACCAUAUCGCUACGGGCCUAUCGUAUGCAACGAAACCGCAAAGCCGUUCUCUUACAAUAGACCUACGAACACUUCGUGCGUAAAUUGGAACCAGUACUACACAAAUUGCACAGAAAGGGGGUCCAAUCCCUUCCAAGGCACUAUUUCCUUCGACAACAUCGGCCUGGCGUGGGUGGCCAUAUUUUUGGUCAUAUCAUUGGAGGGAUGGACGGAUAUAAUGUACUACGUACAGGAUGCUCACAGUUUCUGGGAUUGGAUUUAUUUCGUGCUCCUAAUUGUGAUUGGCUCGUUCUUCAUGAUCAACCUCUGCCUGGUCGUCAUAGCGACGCAAUUCAGUGAAACAAAGAAACGUGAAAUGGAGCGGAUGCGCGCCGAAAGAGCCCGCUUCACUUCCUCAUCGACAUUGGCGUCCUCUACCAACAACAGUGAACCAGCUACGUGCUAUGCGGAAAUCGUUAAAUACGUCGCCCACUUGUGGAGAAGAUUCAAAAGGAGGAUGGCCAAAAAAAUUAGGGUUUACCGAUACCAAAGAGCGCAGAUACGAUGGCGGCAAAGCCGAGAGACCCUUCAAUUGCCAACGAAUAAACCAAAACAACAUCACCCCUGUUGUCCACGAACCCAUCCCCAGAUUUCGCGGCAGGGGAAUGGAGGCAAGGUGGAGGCGGAGGAGGCGGGUGACGAGCCCCUCAGUAGACCUAGCCUGUUGCGCGUACCCUCGCUGUCGACCGCCGAUCUUGAGAAUGCGUCCAACUUAUCGUUACUUUCACCGCCAUCUCUCGCUAGACGACGAUCAUCGGUAAUGUUCAGCGAUACAGUAUUAUUGCACACACCGACUACCCCAUCAGCCCACCCACAUAACGUGUGCUCUUCCGAGAAAAUGACACAAACAGAGUUCGACCUGCCCGCAAGUGAUACAGCUGACGAUCGUGCAGCUGCAGGUGGCACGAUGUCUUGUCAAGAACUCCUGGCGUUAUCAGGGGCACUAUCAGCGGCUCUACCGACUGGACAGGUCGCAUUGGACUCAUUUUUCGAGGAGCUAACGAAGGGUAUCAGCAAGAGAGCGGGAGACGAAAAGUCGGACACCAAGGUUGUGGAAAUCGAAGACUUUUCAUGUUGCGCUGACUUGAUGGCUGCAGAAGCAGCGGCAAAGGAAACUAGGAAGGGCCGCCUUUGUAAUAUGUGUUCGGUCUUCUGGAAAAGAAUUUCGCAGCUUUUGUUUUUGUUCAGAAAAAACAUUAAAACUGUUGUGAAUCAUAAAUACUUCCAACAAGGUAUACUAUUGGCGAUUCUCAUCAAUACAUUAUCAAUGGGCAUUGAAUAUCACAACCAGCCAGAGGAACUAACAGUCAUUGUUGAAAUAAGUAACGUAGUCUUUUCUGCUGUUUUUGCCAUUGAAAUGGUAUUGAAAAUAAUCGCAGAAGGGCCUUUUAAAUACAUUUCUAAUGGAUUUAAUGUAUUUGAUGGCGUAAUUGUAAUUUUAAGUGCAUUCGAACUGGCACAUAGUUUCGGGAACGACAAGGAUAUGGCGGGCAGUUCUGGUCUCUCAGUUUUACGAACAUUCCGACUCUUGCGCAUUUUAAAGCUUGUAAGAUUCAUGCCAAAUCUCCGACGCCAGCUUUUCGUCAUGUUAAGAACAAUGGACAAUGUUGCCGUUUUCUUCUCAUUACUUGUUCUUUUCAUAUUUAUAUUCAGCAUCCUCGGUAUGAACCUCUUCGGGUGCAAAUUCUGCGAGAAAGAUGAAGAGGGUGAACAAGAGUGCGACAGAAAAAACUUUGAUACGCUCUUGUGGGCCUUUGUCACAGUGUUUCAGGUUCUGACACAAGAAGAUUGGAACGUUGUGUUAUUCAACGGGAUGGAAAAGACAAGUCACUGGGCGGCGUUAUAUUUUGUAGCGUUAAUGACCUUUGGGAAUUACGUUCUGUUUAACUUGCUUGUAGCGAUUUUAGUUGAAGGUUUUAGUUCCGAACGCAACGAAAGAAGGGAGCGUGAGCAACGGGAGUUAGCGAAGUCAAAAUUAUCUAGCGAAUGUUUUUCAGAACACAAUGAAAUACAAUAUGACGAAUCUAAUUCAGGGUCCCAUUCUAGCGACAGUUUUUCCCAGAACGAAAUAAAGAACUUCUGGCGGUCCGCUGAUGAUGUGAGGAAAGCAAAGGACGACGUAAAUGGUCACAAAGAGAAGGCAAUGAAGUCGAAACGAAAAUCGACAAAAUCGAGGUCUUCGGCCCAUCAUCCGACGCUAUGCAAGGAUUGUGCACAAUCAAAUAAGUGUAACCUGCAAAAGGAAUCAAAAAUGCUAGCCAAUAAUUCGGCUACAACGGAGAAUACUACUGUAGUACCAAUGAUAACACACACGGCUGCUACACCGCAAGAUUCACCGUCAACAACUUUAGAACCCGGGGCCUCUUUUAGAGACUUUAACAUGACCUUGAGCCUGGAGAGGUCAUCGAUGCUAUCAAGCCUGGAUUCCAUUGACAGGACUUCAUGCACUAGUAUACCAGGCUUACUGAAGCCUCCAAACAGCUAUACUUUAACAUUGCAUUCAGCGGCUGCACAGUUAAGAGCAGAGAAAGCUCGUCUGCCUCCAAUGACUCUAGCACCCCCGCCUUUAUCCUUGGCCCCUCCUCCCACAAGGACAACUUCCCCGGCGACCGCAUCACCUACAACGCCUAGAUCGGUGCCGUCACCAAUGCUACCCGAAAAAAAUCUUCAAAUUACUACCGCCAAAGAGGACAACUGUCUUAACGUCAGCGACAAGUCCAGUCUACUAAGCUCACAAAAGAGUCUAGCCGUGACAAGUACGACUACGAAUGGUGAGGACAAAUGUAGAGUUCAACGGGGCUACAGUUGGCGUCUAUCUCGGCCUAGCCUGCGUCGUAAGAAACAAAGAACAGGCUCUGAUUCCGACGCAGUAAUACUUAACAAUGGUCGAGACCAUGCAACUUGCAACGGAUCUAGCGUGCGCAAAAAUGAACUUCUUUUAUCCUCCUCGAUGGUAAUCAAAAAUGACACGCAAUCCGAGUUACCUAACAAUCGAGCUAAGUCUCAGCUGCCUGCUCCUAGAGUACUGGCACAACCAGCUAGAAGAGUUUCAGCACACACGGCACCGUUGCUUCCUGAUGUUUCUUGGAAGGCACCAGAAGCCGGAUUUUCAACCGAUUCAACUAUAAGGCUGGAGAGUGCCAAUACUCCACCUCAUAGGCUCUCACUCACUAACGACUACUUAACGGUGACAACAGUAACAGAAGUUAAAACAAGUAACUUAACGUCACCAUCGACCCCACUGUCACAAAUACAACCAAGAACGCCUAGGAACGAAACUGCUUCUUUAUCGACACGGUCAAAUAAUCAACCACUACCGCUUAUUAAACAAAUUAAUGAAGAGGUCACCAUUAAUAACAAUGUUUGUAUAUUUUCGUCGCGAUUUAAUAGACAUCAAUUCAGGUUUAAGGAUCUUUUUCGAUUCAUGGAACCCACGGGAUGCCUGAAAGAAAAAGAGGAUUAUUCCCUUUACAUUUUUGCUCCCGGUAACAAGAUAAGAAAAUUCUGCACAUGGAUGGUGACGAGAAGCUGGUUCGAUAACAUUGUCCUUCUAUUCAUUGCGCUCAAUUGCAUUACACUCGCAAUGGAACGACCAAACAUACCGCCAGAUUCAAAGGAAAGAGCUUUUCUUUCGAGUGCUAACUAUGUCUUCACCGGUGUUUUCGCUAUGGAAAUGCUCAUAAAGGUGGUUGCAUCUGGAAUGUUCUACGGAGCGGAAGCGUACUUCACUUCCGGAUGGAACAUCAUGGACGGUUCACUUGUUAUUAUAUCUAUUAUAGACUUACUGAUGUCCCUGGUGUCUGAAUCUAGUCCGCGAAUUUUUGGAAUUUUAAGGGUGUUUCGACUCCUGCGAUCAUUAAGACCGCUAAGAGUAAUAAAUAGAGCACCGGGUCUAAAGUUAGUCGUUCAAACGUUGCUCUCUUCAUUACGGCCCAUUGGAAAUAUUGUUUUGAUCUGUUGCACGUUUUUCAUCAUUUUUGGCAUUUUGGGAGUGCAGCUUUUUAAAGGCGCUUUCUUUUACUGCGAAGGUGCCAACAUUAAAAACGUAAAAAACAAGUCAGAUUGCUUGGCAAUCGAAGGAAACGUGUGGGUUAAUCGAAAGUAUAAUUUCGAUGAUCUUGGGAAAGCUUUAAUGUCGCUAUUCGUGUUAAGCUCGAGAGACGGCUGGGUUAACAUAAUGUACACUGGUUUGGACGCUGUUGGAGUCGAUCAGCAGCCGAUAGUUAAUUAUUCCGAGUGGCGGUUGCUUUAUUUCAUAGCAUUUAUACUUCUCGUGGGGUUCUUUGUACUUAACAUGUUCGUGGGAGUAGUAGUCGAAAAUUUUCACCGAUGUCGUGAAGAGCAAGAAAAAGAGGAAAGAGUAAGAAGAGCGGCAAAACGAGCGCUUCAAAUGGAGAAAAAAAGAAGAAAGAUGCAUCAAAGACCUUACUACUCUGACUACGGCCAAACAAGGCUCUUUGUGCAUAACGUCGUAACGUCGAAGUAUUUCGAUUUAGCCAUUGCCGGUGUUAUAGGCUUAAAUGUAGUGACAAUGGCAAUUGAAUAUUACAGAAUGCCCCCCGCUUUAGAAUAUGCGCUGAAAAUUUUCAAUUACUUCUUCACUGCUGUCUUUAUUCUAGAAGCAGCGAUGAAGCUGGUAGCUUUGGGUAUAAGAGCGUUAUUGGAUACGGUGAUGCAGGCGUUACCACAAGUUGGCAACUUGGGGCUCCUCUUUUUUCUGUUAUUUUUCAUAUUCGCCGCAUUGGGGGUUGAGUUAUUCGGUCGGCUUGAAUGCUCCGAUGAAAUACCAUGUCAAGGACUUGGAGAGCAUGCCCACUUCGCCAACUUCGGAAUGGCGUUUUUGACAUUGUUUCGGGUUGCAACCGGGAUAACUGGAACGGGAUUA